UCUCUCACAUGACGGCCAGGAGAAUGCGGAAAAGGCUCGGCAGCGGAGAAGCCGCGGCAAGAGGCGCGCUAGUUGCAGGAUGAGGAUCCUAUCGAGAGCUUAAGCCUCUUUCUAAGCAAACGGCAAUGCAAACGCUUCCCCUGCAAAGACUUUUUUGCUUCUGUGGUGCAACGGCGUGUACAGAUUUGGUUUCCUCCCCAGCGAGCGCCCGGCGGCUGCUGACAGUGUGUUUUGCUUUCGCUACUCGUCGGGUGGAGAACUCCUCUUUGGGAUCCGCUUGGUGCGUUUUAAACGCGUAAGGGAAAAGUGAGAAGUGGCUGCUGUCUCUUCCCAAGAAUUGAGGAAAGACGUGCACUUGUUUACUUGGCUGUUCCAAACCAUGGGCCAUCACGACCAUAUGUUCAAAGUGCUGAUUCUUGGGGAUGCCACAGUUGGGAAGACGUCACUGGUCCAGCGAUAUGCCAACGAUAGUUUCAACAAGCACUACAAGUCGACAGUGGGAGUGGAUUUUGCUCUGAAGGUGGUACAGUGGUCAGAGUCUGAGACAGUGAGGCUGCAGCUGUGGGAUAUUGCAGGCCAAGAACGUUUCACGUCUAUGACUCGGCUGUAUUACAAAGAGGCAUCGGCCUGUGUGAUCAUGUUUGAUGUCACCAGUAUUGGCACGUUCGCCAGCUGCCAGAAAUGGAAGUAUGAUUUGGACAGCAAGCUGAAGCUGCCGGAUGGAAGCCCCAUUCCUUGUCUCCUGCUGGCUAAUAAAUGUGACCUUUAUCCAUGGGCUGUGACCAGAGAAGAAAUUGAUCGGUUCAGUAAAGAGAAUGGCUUUACCGGAUGGACUGAAACCUCUGUCAAGGAAAACAAGAAUGUAAAUGAGUCAAUGAGAGUCCUUAUUGAGAAGAUGAUGGUGAUGUUGUUGUCGUCGUCAGGUGAUACGGACGUCACUGUUUCAGGCCGUGGAGACUACAUCAAUCUACACCAAGCUGCAGCCGCACCCAAUUGGGGGUGCUGCUAGUUGCACCUCCCUAGACUUCUGCAUCUGAUCAGAGGUCGAGAGCACCUUUGAAACUUAAUACGGGCUUUUCUUCAGAAGUAGUACUGAACUGCCUCAUGGCAUUACUAUAAGCGGCAAUAUAAGACCAAGGCAUCCCAGGAAGGUCGAUGGAAGCCACAGUCUUCCCUGCUUAUGGGCCAUUGGGGUACACUUCUGCCAUUCUGUGUUCCUCAUUGCAAGUUGGGCUAACUUGGAGGAGGUUGUUCUGCUCGCUGCAGCCUUCUGUACUUGUGGGAAAGUCUCCACCACAGUUGAUUGAAGAUUACGCAGCAGGAAGGCCACAAGGAGCUCUUAAAGCAAAGCCCCAGGUAACCUGGCUGUGUCUAACCAGCGUACGUGCUAAAUCUUGCACUUUGAAGCAGACUGCCUUUAAUGUAUCCUCUGCGGAAACAUGCUGUGAUUAUCCCCCCUUGUGACACAGCUGCACAACUCCCUCCUUCCACAGCCCUUCUUGAGGUGCCAUAUUUGCCAGGAUAAGCCUAUUGCUGCUUUUGUGUGUGUGUUUUCUGAGAAUGGCUACAUUUAAGCUGAAGGAAAAAACACAAGGGACUCUGGCCUUUCUUUUUGUCCCUGCUUUUAUAAGGGAGAUACAAUUGUCAGGUCCUUUUCCUGUGACUAUUUCAUUAGUGAGCCCAGCAAUGAAUUGAGGUAAAAGCUGUAAACUGCUUUGCAUUGAUGCACCUUAUUAGAGCAGGAGCAAUGUUUUUAUGUUUUUAUAGCCCUUUCCCUGGUAGGAUCUCAUUUGCCUCUUUCAUAUUCUGAUAAAUUACUUCCCCCUCAGAGGCCGUAAUAUGUGGGUGUAGAUAGCCACCAUGCAAUGCUAUCUCGAAAGCACGCCAAUGGGUUUUAGUGAACCGAGGGGGUAAACACAGAAUAGGGAACACAGCAGGACAGAAGGCAAGAAUUAAAUCUCUCCUGUACCUUUUUGCUACCAGCCAUUUUCUUCCCUUUUAAUAUAUAGCAGAUAGACUUUGUUUUUGCAGAAAAUACAAAAUUGUAACUUACCAGCUUUUAAAAAUUACUAAUUCAGGAAGGUUAACUUUUCAAAAUGGUGAGUUGUAGUAGGGUGCUUAAAUUUCUUAAUCUAUUUUUUAAAAAUAAACAGCCAAGGAGAUGCAUGUGUAAUGGGUAAAAUAUUCCGCGGAUGAAUAAUGUGUCUAUAUUCAACCAAACUCUGAAAUUUCCUGGAUGAUUGGUUAAAAGCAAAUCUAUUCAGGCCAAAAAAGAAAGAUCUAUUAAAGCCUUGCAAUGUUUGAAUCUUUGCCUGAUAACAUUACAGUUAUUUCAAACUGUCUGUUCAAAUAGGGUAAUGGGCACAACUUCUGGAUAAGAUAUAAAAUAUAUAUUCGGACUAUUUUCUCAGUUAUGUAGACAACAAGGCACAUUAUUUAUCCAUUGGACUUGUUCUUGUUAUAGGAUAUUACAAGUUAUGUAUUUUGUAAAUAAAGUUUAUUAAACAGUUGCUGCUAAGAAAGAUAAUGACAGUGGAUGGGGAGCUGGAAUCUCUCUAGAUAUUGUUCAAGAUGGUAAUAACUUUAUUUUUAGUGUUUUUAAAUGGUGGUGAAGGACAUCUUUCUUUGCACUGUUUCUGAAUACUGCAGGUAGGAGUACUGACCACAGAGAAAUUCAAGCUAAAUGCUUUUAAAGGGGAUGCUAUAUAGACCACUAAUGUGGUGCCCUCCAGAAGAUUUGGACUACAAUUCCCAUCAGUUGGAACUGUUGGGACUUGUAGUCCAAAACAUCUGGACAGCACCAUGUUAUUGAAGAGGGAUCUAUAGAAAAACAAUGUCAGAUAACUUGGUUGUGUUUCGGUAUAUUCAAAUAUCUCAUUGUACUCUUUGAAAUGGGAGCACAACAAAACUAGCCUCAGAUUGCUACUGUGCAAUUGGAAGUACAAAUUACAAAGAUUUGAGGACUUUAAAACUUCUGCCUGCACUAAUUAAGUAAGUGGUAGGAGAAGAACCUAAGGGCUUUCUAGAAAUGGUUCCUUUUCCACAUGAUGGUGAAAGUCUAUAUCAGGAGUCCCCAGACUUACCAUGCUUUGGGCCGGUGCCUGAAGCGCCGAUCCUGCGGUGGGCCGGAGGGCAGGGGAGCACGCGCCCAUGCACCUGCGCCCAUGCUAUUUCCAGUGCACCUCCGGGUCACCGGAGAACUGGAAAUGGCUUGUGCACAUGCGCACGAGCCUCCAACCCAGAAGUGCACUGGAAAUGAUGUGUGCGCAUGCGCGCAAGCUAUUUCCAGUCCCCCAGCGACCCGGAAGUGGGUCGCUGGACCGCUAAGAGCGAGCGGCAGGGGUCGCCAGGGGCUGGAUAAAUCGGUCCUUUGGGGACCUCUGGUCUAUAUGAUACAGUCAUACACCUGAACUACAGCACUAGCCCUUCCACUUUGUACCAUUUUUGAAAAGUGGUAUAUAUAAUGCAGAAUUUGACAGCUGCCUGGCAGAAAUUACUGCUGGGUUAUUGGCACACAGAUCCAUUGGACAUGAGCUGUUUCAAGCAACAUCUCUGACAGCCAUGAUCUAUAAGGGAAAGAUUUAGCACAUCUCCCUUUGCCUAAUGUACUUGUGCACUGGCUUACAACUGCUGUUUGAUUGUCUAGAUUAAUAUAUCUGUAGGGAUCUGUGCAAUGGCAUUGGAAGGCAUUUGAGGUCACUAAGCCUGCCUUCCCCGACCCAGUGCCCUCCAACCACUGUUGGACUCCAUCAGCCCCAGCCAUCAUGGCCAAUGGUCAAGGAUGAUGGGAGCUGUAGUCCCACUAGGUUGGGUGAAGUUGUAGGACCCCCCCCCCAAUCUGUGUGAACCCAUGUAUAGCAUUGUAUAGGUAGACAGUUGAGAAUAUAUGCACAUUAUCUUUUCCACAUCCAGUUCUAUUUUUGCGCCCUUUGAAUAGCUGAUGAGAAAAUUUAAAAUCUCUCAAGCCACUAUCUCAUGGAGCUACUAUAUUCUUGACUUGUGAACAUACAAAGGCAGCUAGGGAAACAGCUGACUUUCCAAAGGGCUGUCUUUAGAGGACCAACUGGAAUGCAAGGUAUACAAUCAAAACACUAGAACUUUCACGUUUGAAAGGGUGCUUUGCAAAAACAAGAGAUGUCUCAGUGUUUAAACCCUAUGUGUGUUGGUCCUAAGUGCUGUGCAAAACUCUUUCUGCCAAGACAUAAUGGACAUGUUACCUCGCUUGAAGUGCUUAUUUUAUGUAAGCUUUUAAAAUAAAAACAGAGCGGUGUGUUUUGUUUUUUACAACUCAUGCUAUACUGAUUUGCUUCUGAUCUAAAACUUUUAUGCCAUUUUUUUUCUGGUUGUAAGUAAACUGAAAGCAAUUUGGUAGAGAGAGGCUCAAAUGAGAGCUGCUGUUUCCUUUUAGGAGGGGUGCAUUUCUUCUUGGAAAUUCCUAAACCUUCCACUUAGCAUACAAGAAAAGCUGUCUUGGUAGCCUUAAGCAGAGUUUGUAAAUUCAUUGUGUUUUAUUUAUGGCUCAAUCCCCUCCCUCUCUCCAUCAGAUUGCAGUUCUUUGAUUGUAAGCCAUGAGAUUCUCUAAAUGGUUGUCUUCAUCCAGAUGGUAUUCUAGGGCUACCUAUAGGCCAGAAUAAAUUCUUCUACCCCCCCCCAAAAAAAAAAAUUAAAGUAUGAUGUAGGAUUUAUUAUAAUUAAAUCCUUAUUCUGGUAUGUAGCUGCAUUGCCUAUGUGUAGUACACAAUUCCUGCCACUUCCCCAGAGAGUACAAAAUCACACUCAAUUAAGCAUGGGUACUGUGGAGACUGGAUGGGCUGAAUUAAGAUUCCCAUCCCCACCGGUUUGCACCAAGCAGUGCCUUAGUAAUAUGGUUUGAUAUCUGGGACAUGUCCACAUGAGAGGCUUAAUCCAGGUUUUGAUGGCUCAAGAAUGCAUAAAAGAAAAUGCAUUUUAGCACAAAUAGAAAUGUUUUAAUCACCCCUUUGCCAAUCAGCACUAUUUUAGCACGGUCGUUUUCACUCCCACCACCCCAAAAUUUUAGUUAGUGCUAAAUAUUUUAACCUACUUCUUGAAAAAGUUAUUAAAGCUAUCAUGCAAUAUAAAAGCACUUUAGCAUAAAUUGAACAUUUCCCUAAAAACAAGAGUCUAAAUAAAAGGGGUUUUUAAAUUAGAAAAUCAUAUUCUCUUACUUGUGCCUUCCUUACCUACAUGACUGUCACAUUUACUUGUCUGGAUGUUACACUGCAUGAUUUAUGCAGAGCAAGAGUGCCAUUCUUCCCUGCCCCACGGGGGGAAGUGUAUGGACCACCUUCCAUCAAUUUGAACAAUGGUCAUUGAAAACUCACCUCAAACAGUUGGUGUUUUUUUUUUCAGAAUCUCACAUAUUUAUAAUACACAUUUGAAUUGCAUUAUUUUAUAUUUGUUCUUAUGUCAAAGAGACAAAUGAGAUUUUAGUUGUGUUGUGUUCAUAACCAAUGCAGUGUUGGAAAAACUGAAAAUAAAUCUGAAAUCAGCCUGACUUUGCUUGUUCACAUCUACUGGUUUCUCAGUUUAUGCAGUUGUGGGAUGGAACUGUGUCUGUUAUCCAGACUUUUUUGCUUAUUGGGUUUGACUAGAGGUGGAUUCCAUUUUGUGUCUCAAGUCUUUUGUGUGACGUAAGUUGCUAGAACAACCCUAAAUACCGGUAUGUGCAUACUGGUAAAUUUGCAGUAAUUUCCAAAUGAUGAAUUCUGGAGGACUAUGGAAACCCCUCUGGUUAAAUCAUCAGGUCUUUUGGACUAGGUGCUUUUUAAGAAGAAUUUGGUUGUGGAAGAAUUUGGGAAGGAGGUGUGGCAGCUAGCAGCUACUGUAUAGGUAAAGUAAGGGGUUUCCUAUAAUGUUGGUUAAAAUAGCAGGUGAAUUGCUUCCUGUUUUUCCCCAAAAUAUUGCAAAACUUUGGAGGAGAUUUAGGUGGGAGAGCUAGUGACAGUUGGGCAUUAAGUUUAGUCAUGGAUAUUGAUUGUACUAUUCUUCAUUGGGUAAUACCAUUGGGAUCUAUUCAACUAAGCAAAAAGUUCUGUCACCACAAGGAUUUCUGCUUUUGCAAUGGAAUGAUCUCUCCUCUCCUCACCCCAUUCAGCCCUGAAUCUGUUCUGGGGGCUCUACCAAGCUUCCAGAGCAGAUCUAGGAACAGCAGGGCAGGGAUCCCAUUCCACUAGUGCUAAUCCUUGCAUUAGUGCAACUAUUUAGUGAAAUACUGCCUUUGAACAUUUUAUGUGUACACUGGUUUUUCCCUAAAGAUUGCAGAAAUAGUUGCACUUCCAGUACUAUGAAGAAAGUAACUGAUGAUGGCUGGCAUCUGUUUUGACCGCUUUAUGUUGGUCGUGAAAAACUCCAUCAGUAUGAACCCAGAUUUUGUGUUGGCACAGAUCACACUAGAGGUGAGUGGUCAGUCCUGACAUUCUGCCCUGAAUGUGGGUGGUGUGCAUUUUUAUGGUGGUUCAACUUGCCACUUGAUGAUCUGAUAAGAAUAAGAUGAACUGACAUGACUUAUGAGGCAUUCAUUCGGUCAUGAGCAAGUGCAUAGGUUAAUUUUUAUCAAUAGAUCAAGACAGUUUGCAUGUAAGGAGCAAAAUAACCCUCAGCAAAGUCUGUUUUGUUCCCACUGCAACGGUUUGAUUGUGGAUCAGCAAUAUUCACAAUUGGGCUUCACUACACUGGAAUCUACACAGAACACUGGCAUUUAUGGACUGAGUGUUGUGCGUCAUCCUAUAUGGCAACAAUGAAUUUGCAAUAAAGCAGGUGAUUGAAAUUGCCCUUUAAGAGACCAUAUAAAUCACCAAGCACUUCCAGCAGUAAGGAUUUCUUUCCUGAAUGUCAUGAAAACACACUGGAGAAUUCGAAAAGUUUAUUAAACUGGUGGUUGCUGAUCAAGAAUUACAGGAGUUAAUAUUGCUGGCAGAAUAUUAGUCAUGAUGAAUGAGCUGGAGGGGUAGGAAGUUUUUCAGAUAUCAGAUAUUUAAGUUUUAAGUUCACAGCAGAGGAGUAUUGAGAAAGGAGAUAUAAAAAGGCAGAAGAAAUCCAGAAAUAAGAAAUGAGUAUGGUGCCCAUUGAGGGGAGAACAGAACAUGGAGUCGGAAUGUGGAGGCAUCCAGUGAAAUUAAUGUAUGGCAUGGAUUGCUUUGUUCUUUGCUUUAUUUACAGUAUGUUCAUUGACUUCUUUAAUCAAAAGACUUCAAUGGAACUUACACUCUAGUAUGUGACUUUCGGACUGCAGAUGGACAGAGCAAUCCCAAUCCCGCUGGGGGUUGCUGGGAGGGGUUUGGAUGCUCCGGAGGUGUGUCUUCUGCACCUGAAGAACAGAGUAUUUUGGGAAAGGAGGCAGUGAGGGUGUGGAGUUAAGCCAGCCAAAGAUCCACUGCAUUCUCAGCUGGUCCAGCUACCAGUGAUGUGCUUGUCUGCUGUGGGCCAUCCUGGAACUGGUGCAAUGAAAAUCAGCACAAUUACAUUCCCGAUCUUCCCCGAGCAGUGGGUC
This is a messenger RNA of Zootoca vivipara (common lizard), 7510 nucleotides long. It is a transcript of the gene RAB29, whose product is annotated as RAB29, member RAS oncogene family. Gene Ontology annotation, biological process: endosome to lysosome transport; phagosome-lysosome fusion. Gene Ontology annotation, cellular component: lysosome; late endosome; phagocytic vesicle. The record is from RefSeq and is a predicted model, not a curated record. Gene Ontology annotation, molecular function: GTPase activity; GTP binding. NCBI's taxonomy places the organism in Eukaryota, Metazoa, Chordata, Lepidosauria, Squamata, Lacertidae.